Messenger RNA from Chroicocephalus ridibundus (black-headed gull), 2578 nucleotides. It is a transcript of the gene GPD1, whose product is annotated as glycerol-3-phosphate dehydrogenase 1. The record is from RefSeq and is a predicted model, not a curated record. Gene Ontology annotation, cellular component: cytosol; glycerol-3-phosphate dehydrogenase (FAD) complex. The transcript has 8 exons. The coding region runs from base 105 to 1154 and encodes 349 amino acids. NCBI's taxonomy places the organism in Eukaryota, Metazoa, Chordata, Aves, Charadriiformes, Laridae. Gene Ontology annotation, molecular function: glycerol-3-phosphate dehydrogenase [NAD(P)+] activity; NAD binding; protein homodimerization activity. Gene Ontology annotation, biological process: glycerol-3-phosphate catabolic process; carbohydrate metabolic process.
GGGGCAGGCGGGGACGGGGGCGGGACGGGGCCGCCCCUGCUCCGGGCGGCCUUGAAAUACCAGCGGCGGGCUCAGCGCUGCGCAGCGCCCCGGCUCCCUGCACCAUGGGUGGCAAGAAAGUCUGCAUCGUGGGCUCUGGCAACUGGGGCUCGGCCAUCGCCAAGAUCGCCGGCAGCAAUGCGGCACAGCUGAGCACCUUUGAGAACCAGGUGAACAUGUGGGUGCUGGAGGAGGAGGUGGACGGCCGGCGGCUCACCGACAUCAUCAACACGGAGCACGAAAAUGUCAAGUACCUGCCAGGGCACAAGCUGCCCCCCAAUGUGGUAGCAGAGCCAGACCUGCUGAAAGCCUGUGCUGGGGCUGACAUCCUCCUGUUCGUGGUGCCCCACCAGUUUAUCCGCAAAGUCUGUGACCAGCUCAAGGGCCACGUGAAGAAAGAUGCUAUUGGGAUGUCGCUCAUUAAGGGGGUGGACGAAGGACCAGAUGGGCUGAGGCUGAUCUCAGACAUUAUCCAUGAGAAACUGGGAAUCGAGAUGAGCGUCCUCAUGGGGGCCAACAUUGCUAAUGAAGUGGCAGGAGAGAAGUUCUGUGAAACAACCAUCGGCUGCAAGAACACGCAGCACGGGCAGACGCUGAAGGAGCUGAUGCAGACCCCGAAUUUCCGGGUGACGGUGGUGCAGGAAGCUGACACUGUAGAGAUCUGCGGGGCUCUCAAGAACGUUGUGGCUGUAGGAGCUGGUUUCUGUGAUGGACUCGGUUAUGGAGACAACACAAAGGCUGCCGUGAUCCGUCUGGGGCUGAUGGAGAUGAUUGGCUUUGCCAAACUCUUCUGUAAGGGCCCCGUCUCCCCCUCCACCUUCCUGGAGAGCUGCGGGGUCGCUGACCUCAUCACUACCUGCUAUGGUGGCCGCAACCGCAAGGUGGCUGAGGCUUUUGCCAAGACUGGGAAGUCUAUUGAGCAGCUGGAGAAGGAGAUGUUGAAUGGGCAGAAGCUGCAGGGUCCCCAGACAUCUGCUGAGCUGCAUCGCAUCCUGAAAAGCAAGAAUGUAGUGGAGAAGUUCCCCCUCUUCACAGCUGUGUAUCAGAUCUGCUACGAGGGCAAACCUGUUACCGAUGUCAUCAAGUGUCUCCAGAAUCACCCUGAGCAUAAGUAAGUGGACUCUGCCUGUGAAACCACCGAUCCUGCCAAGAAGCGUGGGGAGCUCCUGCCUGCACCAACUUGCUCUGAUGCUACAGCUUUGUGAGGAGUCCGGAUUUCCUGGGAGCCUUUGCAGAGUGCUGGAAGGGCAGAGGUUCCCUUUCUCAGCCCUGGACUCUGCCAGCCUGAGCCUGACAUCUGCACAGAGGUACCUGCUGAUCUCCCUCUCUCCUUGAAGGGCUCAUUUAGCUUCUGCUGAUCUCUAGGGUCUGCCCGGAGCGGGGCCGAGCGUCUUCCUCCUUUCACUUUCUCUUGCUGUGAUGGAUUCAGUUCUCAGAGAGACUCUGCCAGGUCAUCUUGAUCGAUACGGGCUGUGCAGGAGGCACUGCCUUUGCUAUUAGCCCCAUGGGGCCACUCUGCUCCCUGCUGUUGCUUUUGGCUUAACUGUCUCGUGGAGAAGGCACGGUUCCCCACCAGGCUCCACCAGGAUGAGUGAAGCUCCUAUGGACUUUCAAAGGGGCUGAGAAUCACUUUUAAGAAGCACCGGCACAGAAAAUAGCAUUCUUUUCCACCCUGCCAUGUGCUAUUUCCCUAGCCACUGCCAGCUGCUCCAGAUGAAUGGUACAGCCAAUGCUUUGCUUGUGAGGGCAGCCCCAGGGCGAGACUUUAGAGCUUGUUUGUUUAGACUUUUUGCUCUCACAAUCAAACCUGGCCCCUGCACCUGGGGAACUCCCCCGUUGUCAGAUCUGCCUGUGUUAAUUCCAUGCCCACUGAUUCUCCCCGGGCAGCCUUUCUCCCUCCUAUCGCUUUGUCCUCUGGCUGGCUUUGGCAGUGCAGGGGCCCACUGCCCCGAAGUCUUUCUGAGCAGCUGGCAGGCUGUGUAGCCCUUGGCAGCGUACCUGACAAAGCAGCGGGUCAUGUUGCUUUUAUAUGAAUGAUCCACAGCAGCUUUCUGCCUUCUCUCUGACUUGCUCCCAUCUGUGCUUCUACAUGGCUUUCCAGGUGCUAAGAAAGCAGGUUCCGCGCUUUUUCCCUGUUGCCCCUCCUGCGAGGGUGCUGGAAACUGCCCGCUGGCACAAGGGGCAGCAAUGGACAUGUGAUCUGCAAGAGGUACGAGGAGACCUCCAACAUCACAGGAGAGGACAGAGGUCUCAUGCCUUGUGUUGUGCCUUUGAAACUUGCCCCUUGUCCAGCCGGGUGCCACGUGCCCCUCUGGUCCUCUGAAGCUGGCUCACUCUGCUGGUGUUUGCUCAGGCCAGCGUGUCCAGCGGUUCACUGAUCCCUGUCUGGGCUGGCAGGCUGGAGCUGCUGCAGGUCUUGCUGUCCACCCCCAUUCCGGGCCCUAGUGCCACCGGGUCUCUGACUAGCAGUGUACUUUACGAACCUUUAAAUUAAUAAUAAACUUGGAGAGGAGAGGGGAGAUGUGCUCUUUGCUCUGUG